GCCUCCUCUCUGUUUCUUCUCAUUCUUCGGUUCCUUCUCUUGGAGGCGAUGGCGGUGUCGGAGACCGCGAGAUCGGGGUCGUCGGCGGACUCAUACAUCGGGAGCCUCAUAAGCUUGACCUCCAAGAGCGAGAUCAGAUACGAGGGGGUCCUCUACAGCAUCAACACCCAGGAGUCCAGCAUAGGCUUGCAGAACGUACGCUCAUUUGGAACUGAAGGACGAAAGAAAGAUGGACCACAGAUACCACCAAGUGAUAAAAUCUAUGAGUACAUACUCUUCCGAGGAAGUGAUAUCAAGGACUUACAGGUUAAGUCCUCUCCACCAGUUCAGUCAACAUCCAUAAACAACGAUCCUGCUAUAAUCCAGUCACAAUAUCUUCGUCCUGCAUCUACCUAUACAAGCACACCUUCUGUUGGAAGUGGAAGUAUAGCAGAUCUUAGUUCUCAUACAGCUCAGUCGGGGCUUGCAAGCUCAACAUUUCAAGGAAGUUUACCUCUUUAUCAACCUGGUGGAGGCUUGGGGACAUGGGGUUCCUCACCCACCCCUCCAACUGCAAAUGGUUCUGGACUCGCAAUGCCACCAUUGUAUUGGCAAGGAUAUUAUCCCCAAUCUAGUGGUCUUCCUCAUUUACAGCAACCAACAUUGCUCCAGCCACCACCAGGGUUGCCUAUUCCUCAUUCCAUGCCACUCCCUUUUCAAUAUCCUGGAGUGAAUCCAUCCUUUCAAUCUGGAUCUCAGAAUUUGCCUGAGAUUCGUCCACUUCCACAUGGUACUCCUACCCCAACCUCUGGUCCAUUGCCAUCAAUGAUGGAUCCAUCGUCAGCAAGCACAUUAUCUCUGGAAACAACAUCAACUCUGUUGCAUAAUAGAACUCCGGUAACAACUGUCCCUGCAACAACCUUCAGCAUUAGUCUGCCUUUGGUGCCUCCUUUGACUUCUAAUUUUGAAAAGACUGCACCCAUGCCCCAGAGUAUGUCUUCUGUUGUUAGUAGCAAGCCUAAUACAGAACCUGGUUCAACCAUGGCACAUUUAUCUGUUUCACAGCCAGUACCUUCUGCUGUUGUUUCAUCUAGUUCAAGCCAAGUUGAAAAGCCAGUAGGUUUAGUGACACCAGGUCAGCUGUUGCAGACAGGCUCCUCCAUGCUUCCUUCAUCUCAGCCCUUGCAGACGAGCCAAACAGAUGCUGAUGCUAAAACACUUGAAGAUAAGUCUAAGCCGUUGCUUCACGAACCAUCAUGUAGUUCAGCAGCAGAAGCCAUGGAGCCCAUAUUGUCAAUUCCAAAAUCAACCAUGCAGAAGUCAAACGGAGCUGCUUUACACAAUUAUUACAACAGGGGCCGUGGAAGAGGAAGAGGAAGAGGAAGAGGAAAUGAGCAUUCACGUCCUGUGACUAAUUUUACUGAAGACUUUGAUUUUAUGGCGAUGAAUGAAAAGUUCAACAAAGAUGAAGUCUGGGGUCACCUUGGAAAAAAUAAAGCCCAUUGGAGGGACAACCACGGAGAACUGAUAGAGGAUGAAAGUGACUAUAUUCUGGAGGAAGAUGAUGAAGCUUUAAAGCUUGUGACCAAGCCUGUCUAUGUCAAGGAUGAUUUCUUCGAUACACUUUCUUGUGCGACCCUUGAUCAUGGGACACGAGGUGGGAGGACUAGAUAUUCAGAGCAGUUGAAGAUAGACACGGAGACGUUUGGUGAUUUUAGAAGACAUCGACCAGCUCGAGGUGGUGGACGUGGCUUUCGGGGUGGUGGUCGUGCUCGUGGGUCUUACGGUGGCAGGGGCUAUGGAUACUUCAACAGGGGGCGCGGUUAUGGUCACCCGCAUCACACUUCCUAGCAAAAACUUUUGCUAGCAUCAGUUUUGGUGCUGGUAGGCUACUAUCAGCUGAAUCAGAAAUGAAGGGACUGAUUUUUCACUGGAGCUUAGCCUGAAAAAAAAAGAAAAAAAAUUUGUAGUCCGAGUUCUGUUCCAGUUGCCAUAUAAUUACUCUUGAAGUAGCAGCAGCUGCAGCAGCAGCCACAAGGUAUGAAGGGCUCCAUUUCUAGUACUCGAGCAAACAACUUCUGCUGUUGCUGGUCUUUAUGCAUCAUUCAUUGCAGUGGUUGAUCUUCACCGUGGCGAUGGCAUGGGUUUCUUCCAAGUUUUAACAUUUGUUAUGCAUCUUUCCUUGUAGCACUAAUUCAUCACUAUGCAUAGUUUAACGUCAGUUUACUCAGAAACGAGAAAUUUCAUCAGUUAAAUUCUGCCUUUGCACCCUUUUAUCGGCA
Messenger RNA from Musa acuminata subsp. malaccensis (wild Malaysian banana), 2261 nucleotides. Its product is annotated as protein decapping 5. Gene Ontology annotation, molecular function: mRNA binding. Gene Ontology annotation, biological process: cytoplasmic stress granule assembly; P-body assembly. NCBI's taxonomy places the organism in Eukaryota, Viridiplantae, Streptophyta, Magnoliopsida, Zingiberales, Musaceae. The record is from RefSeq and is a predicted model, not a curated record. Gene Ontology annotation, cellular component: P-body.